UCCCGGGUCGGGCAUCAGGGUGAUACCCUGUAAUCGCGUUAGGCAAGAUACAUACUCGAUGCCAAAGUGCUGCGUAGGCUAGCAUGAUGACCGUAAUGUACCUCAUUAUCAGUGCUCCCCGAGGUAUUGGUGCCCCCCGCCCUAGGGUUCCAUCACGCCUGGGAAGCUGACGAAUUUGACGUGUCCGUAUUCUCCGGUCCUGUUUUUCUUGAAGGAAGGGGUCAUAAUUCUAUCCGAGUAUCGGGGUUCAACGCGUUUUUUCAUCGUAACUGCGGACAGAAGCUAUGGCAGGCAAGAAGGGCGGCGUGAAUGGCAAGAAAGUAGCCGGCCGGGCACGAAAAGCAGAAGCUGCCGCCAAAAAAGCCGCCGUAGAAACAGCCAAGCGUGCGGCGGAAGAGGACGCAGAGUGGGAAAAGGGUGCUAAAAACAACUCGAGGAAAGAAGCACAAGCUACCAAGAAGGCAGAGCAAGCCCGGAAAAAGGCCGAGAGAGAUGCGGCCCUUGCUGAAGAAGAAAAGAGCUUACCGAGUCGCGCGGGCCCGAAGAAUUCCAAGACAGCCAUCAAGAAAACCAAGAGAGGAGACAUCGAUGAUCUGCUAUUAUCUCAACCCAACCCCGACAAUCACGAUAACAAGAAACUUCCGUCUCUCGCGGCUUCGGGCGUCGAUAAAAGUCUACAUGUUCUAGACUUGGCUUUGGUGCCAUCGUCCGAUAUCAAAGUCGACAAGCAUCCCGAAAGGAGGGUUAAGGCAGCAUACGCCGUGUUCGAGGAGAGGAGACUUCAAGAGAUGGACGAAGAUGGGAGUGGCGCGGGAUUGCGUCUGAACCAAAAACGAACACAGAUCAAGCUCGAAUUCAACAAGAGCACAGAGAACCCAUUGAACAAUCCACUAAACUCCAAGUAUAACGCUACUAGAGGAGAAAUUGAGGAAACCAAAGAGGAGCAUAGGACGAAAGCCGAAGCUAUAUAUGCCAUCGAGUGAGAGAAGGUCGAGCACAGGCCCGUAUCUAUUGGGGGAUUCAUGCAGGGGGAAGUCCCAACAGCAAGGGAAGUGCAAUGCUACGAGUCAGAAAUGCAUGGGGAGGAGUCUGGGUUUGCCAUGCAUCAGAACCAACAGCCUAGAUCACAGGAGGAUUAUUGGAUGAUGGGGUUUUGGAUACGACACCAGGAUCCUCCUCGCCGAGGCAAUUCCAUACCUAUAUUAUUCAUACAUAUACUUAUACCUAUGAGUAUACGCAUAUACCUACACACACGUACAUCUAUACGCAGCCGUCCUACCUAGGAGAGAUCAUGUGUAUGCACGCGGUAAAAGGCAGCGAGACGAGUUAGAAUGGCUGGAAUCGACGCUCGUCAAGGGCGAUCAAGCCGAGUCGAUAUUA
Messenger RNA from Durotheca rogersii, 1380 nucleotides. RefSeq lists its product as uncharacterized. Gene Ontology annotation, cellular component: nucleus. Gene Ontology annotation, biological process: transcription by RNA polymerase II. The transcript is spliced from 2 exons. The record is from RefSeq and is a predicted model, not a curated record. Bases 285 to 983 code for a protein of 232 amino acids. Lineage: Eukaryota; Fungi; Ascomycota; Sordariomycetes; Xylariales; Xylariaceae. Gene Ontology annotation, molecular function: transcription coactivator activity.